Drosophila novamexicana is the source of this 469-nucleotide messenger RNA. RefSeq names its product dolichol-phosphate mannosyltransferase subunit 3 (gene Dpm3). The record is from RefSeq and is a predicted model, not a curated record. Gene Ontology annotation, biological process: GPI anchor biosynthetic process. Lineage: Eukaryota; Metazoa; Arthropoda; Insecta; Diptera; Drosophilidae. Gene Ontology annotation, cellular component: dolichol-phosphate-mannose synthase complex; endoplasmic reticulum membrane. The transcript is spliced from 2 exons. The coding region runs from base 82 to 366 and encodes 94 amino acids.
GGCCGCUUGUUUACGUGUUGCAGUACGAGUAUUUUAAUUAUUUUAAAAAUUGUAUAUUUAAAUAAGCCACAAACACUGAACAUGACAAAUCUACAACGUUGGCUAUUCUAUGCUGCGCUCUUCGCGGUGCCUUAUUUAGCCAUUGUGCUGGGCACAGUGCAAACGGCGGUAACAACAAAAUACUUGCUUUAUAUUCAACUGCUGCCACUGCUGCUGUUAGUUCUGUUUGGGAUUUAUUCCGUGUGGACUGUGCUGUAUCGUACAUUUACGUUUAACGACUGUCCCGAAGCAGCUAAGGAAUUGCAGGCGGAGAUAUUGGAGGCUCGCAAAGAUCUGAUUGCAAAGGGAUUCAAGUUUCGCGACUGAUGCCACAGAAAGUGCUUUUAAUUAGACAGUCUUGUUUAUGUACAUACUUGCAAAACAUAUAUUUUAAUUUGUAAUUCCAUUAAAUAUAAAGAAAAAUCUGUGU